Molecule: messenger RNA, 2782 nt
Organism: Schistosoma guineensis
Lineage: Eukaryota; Metazoa; Platyhelminthes; Trematoda; Strigeidida; Schistosomatidae
Source: the annotation of a GenBank genome assembly
GCUUACCAACAUUUAGUGGAUUCCAUUUAUUCUGUGAUACAUAGACUAUUCAAAACACAUUCAUUUAGUUUAUUGUUUCUGGGUUGUAAAAAGUCUAAAACCUUCGUUGAGUCAGGUAUGCAAACAGAAAAUGAAUGUAUUCCAACUCUUUAACUUCAGGGGAUGGCCAUUCACUGGAGAAAACUUUUAACGAACGUUUUUAUACGACCGUGUGGUGUACCAUACUGAUUGCCGUAGAGGCAAGUUGAGAGAACUGAGUUGAAUCAUAAUAUCAGUCACUGAAGCCAUUAAUUAUUGGUCUAAACCCUAUAGGGAGAUAGAGACUUUCUAGUCAAUCAUGUUAGAUAAGUCAUCUAUAAAUAUUUCCGGCGUACAAUACUUUAUAAAAGAACCACAUUUUCGUUAGUUAAAGGAUUUUAUGGGUUAAUAAUCCAUGUAUUUUCUGAUCCAAUUCUCUCAAAGUCAACUCAAACAUGACUCAAUUUUUCGGGUUAUAUUGACAAAAAUCUAUAGUUUAGAGUAAAGCAGAGUAUUUUAGCACACUAGGCAAUAAGUGUUCCCUACAUCGUUCAAAUCUACCAAGGGGAUCAAUUGGAUGAAAUAAUUUUGCUGUAGCUAACAAGCCAAUAGCUAACGGUUCUCUUCUAAAUGAUUGUCAUCGUGGUGGGAUUGACAAAUAAAUAUUCGCAGUUUAGCUGCGACAUGCAAGUCGAAAAUUCUCCUGCUUUGGUUAACGUAUUUAAUUUCUCUGUGGAAUGACAUACUGAUCGUUUAAUCACUCAGCUUUCAACUUAUGCGUCACCGUUUAGUACCCAGCAUUAUCUACGUCGAGUUAGACAACCGGCUAACAACAGCUGUCCCCAAAAACGGUGUGACUUAAAGCUGAGUACAUAGAUCAGUAUGUGGUAGGUGAGUUAUUCAUAAUUCCUCCUGAAUUUGGGAUUUUUUUUCUGUAGGUAAAUGAGAUCAUAAAAUGUCUAAAGUACAGUCAACUAUUUGAUGCAGCACUUCCUGAAUCACGAGUUCUCUUACAAGGUGCCAAUCUGUCUCUCACGUACGGUAAGAGGUAUGGUUUAGUGGGACGAAAUGGUUUCGGUAAAACAACUUUGCUUCGAUCGUUAGCCAAGGGAGAUUUGCGCCUACCACCUGGUGUCCGCGUAGUACAUGUAGAACAAGAAGUUGUUGGUGAUUCCACGCCUGCUUUGGAAAGCGUUCUUCAAGCCGAUAUAGAAAGACACACCCUCCUUAUUGAAUUGGCUCGCCUUCAGGCUGAAAUGAAAAAAAAUUCUGGCACGGAUCAAGGUUUAUCUAGUAGCACAAGUACAAUAGAAUCUCGGGUUGCAGAGAUUUAUUCUCGCUUAAAUGCAAUCGAAGCAGAUAAGGCUCCAGCUCGAGCUGCUGUCGUUUUGCAUGGUCUUGGCUUCAGUCCGGAAAUGCAGAGUAAGCCCACAAAAGAAUUUUCUGGCGGGUGGCGUAUGCGUUUAGCUUUAGCACAAGCACUUUUUGCGAAACCAGACCUACUUUUGCUGGAUGAACCUACCAAUAUGCUUGAUAUGCGCGCAAUAAUUUGGUUAGAAGACUACUUGCAGUCCUCAUCCAACAUCCUUUUGAUUGUCUCACACGAUCGAAGUUUUUUAAAUACAGUUGCAACUGAUAUUAUUCACUUGAAUUGCAAGCGUUUGGAUGCAUACCGAGGGAAUUAUGAUGCUUUUGAGCAAGCUCGUUCUGAAAGAUUGCUAAAUCAACAAAGGGAGUACGAGUCAUUGAAAGCUGAAAGAGAGCAUAUACAACAAUUUAUAGAUAAAUUUCGUUACAAUGCAAAACGUGCAUCCCUCGUACAAAGUAGAAUUAAGCAUUUAGAAAAGUUGCCACCAUUAAUUCCUCCUGAAAAAGAAUUGAAAGUUGUGAUUCGACUGCCUGAUUGUGAAAAACUUUCUCCUCCAUUGUUACAACUUGAUGAAGUCUGUUUUCAUUAUGUACUGGACAAACCAAUUUUAAAUCAUGUCAAUUUGAGCAUUUCACCAGAUUCACGAAUCAGCAUUGUUGGUGAGAACGGUGCAGGUAAAACGACAUUACUUCGCCUUCUUUUAGGUGAUUUAGAACCAACUUCAGGAUUACGCCACGCACAUCGUAGUUUACGUAUUGGCUACUUUAGCCAACAUCAUGUUGACCAGCUGGAUUUAAAAUUAAGCAGUUUAGAAUUUUUGAUGAGAAAGUUCCCAAAUCAGACUGAACAAGUUUAUCGUUCCCAGUUGGCGAAUUUCAAUAUAACGGAAAUGCUUGCUCUUCAACCAAUCGGUAGUUUGUCAGGAGGACAAAAAUCAAGAGUUGCAUUUGUUGCUAUGUGUAUGUCCAAUCCAAAUAUGCUUGUUCUCGAUGAACCGACAAAUCAUCUAGAUGUAGAAACGAUUGCAGGCUUAUCUGAUGCUUUGGUUAAUUUUCCCGGUGGAGUUGUACUUGUUUCACAUGACGAACGUCUAAUUCAAGCUGUAUGUAAUGAAGUAUGGGUGUGUACACGCAUGGGCAUAAGCCCUGUUGACAGUGCUAAAGGAAGUCGUGUAUAUUCAUUACCAGGUGGUUUGGAAGAAUACAAAAAAGCUGUUCGAGUUGAACUGGUUCAAUUAAAAUUGUAAUCUAUUAAGAUGAAAUUUGUAUGAAAUAUCCUGACAUUUUAUUAUUAUGUAAUUCUUCAAGAUGGAUUAUAAUUUUGGCUGUGCUUCAUUAUUCUUCAUCUGUUUGCUUUCAGUGAAAUUCCUUUACUUGGAAUAGAUAUGGCUUAUUU